AUGUCACACUUCUACUUGACUCCACAAAUUCUUCGGCCCUUUAGCCCUCUUACUUCUCAAGAGUCUGAUCUGAUCAGACACAAGGCAGGAGCAUCGUGGAGGAAGGAGACCCAAUGGUCCGAUUCUUCUGUGAGGACGUACUCGGGCUGUUACCGGAAAAAACAACUGGAUGAGUCCACAUGCAGCUGGUUUUCUUUUAGAGCAGGACAGCAUGAGCCUGGGUAUAAACAGAUGUCAUUGCCAAACAGCUCUGCCUUCAAUUCUCUGCUCUACCAGGCUGGUAGUCCAGAGACUACAGAUGUUAAAGGUAAAUUAUUCCCUGAUAUAACCAGGCCUUUAGAAAAGUCACUUGAUGUCAAGCACGGAGUGGCACACCAAAUUUGGUGUUUUGAUGAUUUUUCUCGGGCACCUCCAAAUUAUAAAAAAUCAUGUGUGAGACCUAAAAAACAAGCACUUGAAACCCUGAUAAACUACAGUCGACGAGGGAAAAACUUCCUAAUGGGUCUUCAGGGACAAUGUGAUUCUGAAAGCAAGGUUGGCUCGUCCCAAGACUCAGAAGCUGAUCGAUACUCCGAUUAUGGCGGGGACGACAGCCGGGAGCAUCCGGACCCGCAGACGGGCUCCGUCGGGCACCUCGCUGGGUGCUCGGAACGGCACGUCUCUGCAAGCACAGCAGACACGGUGUUGUGGCCCCGAGACGCUCGCGGGCCGCGGCGUCAGGGAACCCGGGAGGCGCGUGCGCACUCGGGGCCGCCGCCCGGGCACACAGCGGGCACGCGGAGCCGCUCCGAGCGCCGCGGCCGCGGGAGGGGGCGGCGGGGGCGCGGCCUUUCCCGCCCGCCUCGCUCGGGAGGCGCCGCGUCCCCGGCUCCCCGCCCACGGCCCGCCUCCGCGCCCGCCGGCUUCCUCUUCCCGCUCGGCCGCCGCCUCCGCGUGUCCCCGCACCGCUCCCCGCCCGGCGGGCGCGCGCUGGAGGGAGGGCUCCGGCCCCUGCGCUCCUCGGAGCGCGGGAGGAGCAGCGCCGGCCGCACCACCUUCCUCCCGCCCACCGACGCCGUCCUCUUUAUGAUUCUGAGGAACAGGAAAGAUAAUCUAGAAAGCCGCCCCCUGCCCCCACCCCCAAAAGCCCUCCCAGUGAUGGUUCUUGUGCUUUAG
Messenger RNA from Cynocephalus volans (Philippine flying lemur), 1155 nucleotides. RefSeq names its product chromosome 9 C4orf51 homolog (gene C9H4orf51). The record is from RefSeq and is a predicted model, not a curated record. NCBI's taxonomy places the organism in Eukaryota, Metazoa, Chordata, Mammalia, Dermoptera, Cynocephalidae.